This is a messenger RNA of Funneliformis geosporum, 374 nucleotides long. The record is from the annotation of a GenBank genome assembly. Lineage: Eukaryota; Fungi; Glomeromycota; Glomeromycetes; Glomerales; Glomeraceae.
GGGAAGCCAGCGUGACCAGCAGUAAACCGGACUUGCCUACCCAAACUAAGAAAUUAAUUAUUUUAGGCGAUUAUGGAUUUUUACAAAUUACUCCGGCUUUCCUUAAAAAUGAAUAUUUAGAAAGAGAAUUAAAGGAUACCGAAAAAGGAAAUGUUUUAAGAGAAUUUAGCGAAAAAAUCAAAAAAAUUAGCGGAAUUAUAAAAAGUGGUUUAUUAAGCAUUAAUUCUUUACCCUUAUCCAAGAAGCGGUAUAGUCCUCCUCCCGGUUUCGCCAAUUGCAUAGCUAUUUUGCAAGCUAAAGUUAGUAACAGCGGAAAAACUAAUCCAGCCAAAGCCAAAAAGGAGAAAGCAAAGGAGGCGGUGAAAAUUCCUUGA